GACAAACGAGAGACAGAGAUUAUGUGCUUGCGGUGGACAGACUGACGCAGAGAGGAAAUAACACAGUGGUUUGAGGACGACAGAGAGAGCAGACACAGUGAUGACACACAGAGAGACGUAAAACGCAGCUGACAAAUUCAAAACCUACGAGGAACAAGUUUAAAGAAAGAAAGGUGAGAGGGAAAGAAGCAAAAAUAACAAAUAAAACAAACUUCCACAUUACUGGAAACAACUUUUUUAGCAAGGAUUGACUGAAGGAGGUCAAGAACAAGUGGAGUGAAGACAACAAACCAACAGUCCAGCAAUGACUAUAUCCUGCUCUUCUGAAGAAUUUGAGCAUGAGGGACAGUGCUGUAAACGCUGCCCAAAAGGAAAAUAUGUUUCAGUUGAGUGUAGCAGCUCCUCGCCUACAAAGUGUGAGACAUGUCCUCAAGGAACCUUCAUGAUUCACAGUAACUUUCUUCAUAAGUGUAUGCCUUGCACACAGUGCCAUGGGGAUAAUCAGCAUGAGAUACAGCACUGUGAAGCGGACAGUGACCGGAAGUGUGAGUGUAAGGAUGGGUUUUACUGUGAAAGUUAUGAAUCUAAUAAUCACUGCCAAGUCUGCAUACCACUCACAAGCUGCCCACCAGGGACAGGAGUGUCUUCUAAACCCAUCAAAGACACCAUCUGCAGACCCUGCACAUCCGGAACUUUCAGCAAUGUGACAGACUACAAAUCACCCUGCCUUAAUUACACCAACUGUACGGCGCUCGGUCGUCAUUUGAAGACAGCUGGCACAGACAAAACAGAUGCUGUGUGUGGGGAUUUUGUCCAGAAUUGUCACUGGAAGCUUCCUGCUGGGCUGUGGGCGGGGUUCAUCCUGACAAUAAUCAUCUCCUUAAUUGUUGUACUGCUUUACAGGAGGGAUAAGCGCAAAUCCAAACAAAGAGGGAGUGUUUCAGUGGUUGUUCAGGGUUACAGCCCCCCAAUUCUACCUCCAGAUAUCAUCAAGCCAAACAGCUCUAAACUGCAGUUUUUUAAUGACGAUUCAAUCUUCUCCAACACAGACAACUGCUGUCUGGAGAGUGAUGGGAUUACCAUGACAACGAUAACUGCAUCCGAAAAAUACGUCCAUGAAGUCAGCUAUGAUCAGUUUGAUGGUCUUACCUCCAGCAAGCCAUCCUUCCUUCACUCUGAACCGCAGGAGGACGAGUGGCCUGGAGCCUGAAGAUGCCUGAUACCAUAACAAAGAGUUCCACACCAAGAAUACAAAAUCUAUAUGUAUCAUUCUUAUGUUCACAUAGGUUUCAACAUAUUUCAUUUCUCUCAUUCACUGCAUUUGUGUAUAAUAAAUAUUUUCUUGUAAAUAA
Astyanax mexicanus (Mexican tetra) is the source of this 1352-nucleotide messenger RNA. RefSeq names its product tumor necrosis factor receptor superfamily member 14. The coding region runs from base 305 to 1210 and encodes 301 amino acids. Gene Ontology annotation, cellular component: CD40 receptor complex; external side of plasma membrane. Gene Ontology annotation, molecular function: CD154 receptor binding; antigen binding. Lineage: Eukaryota; Metazoa; Chordata; Actinopteri; Characiformes; Acestrorhamphidae. Gene Ontology annotation, biological process: positive regulation of tyrosine phosphorylation of STAT protein; positive regulation of B cell proliferation; cellular response to tumor necrosis factor. The transcript has 8 exons. The record is from RefSeq and is a predicted model, not a curated record.